Molecule: messenger RNA, 1410 nt
Organism: Eruca vesicaria subsp. sativa (arugula)
Lineage: Eukaryota; Viridiplantae; Streptophyta; Magnoliopsida; Brassicales; Brassicaceae
Source: the annotation of a GenBank genome assembly
AUGGAGUUCGUGUUCUCAAUAAUUUUCUUAUUGCCUGCUGCUGCUCUUUUUCAGGAAAGUGAAGUGAAAUGGGCAUCUAGAUGGGAUGCUUAUCUGCUGAUGAAUGAUAACCAAAUUCACUGGUUCUCUAUUGUUAAUUCUCUGAUGAUCGUCCUAUUCCUGUCUGGUAUGGUGGCGAUGAUAAUGCUGAGGACCCUUUACCGUGAUAUUUCAAGAUACAAUGAGCUCGAGACUCAAGAAGAAGCUCAAGAAGAGACAGGGUGGAAGCUUGUCCAUGGUGAUGUUUUCAGAAUUCCAACAAAUUCAGAUCUGCUCUGCGUUUACGUUGGUACAGGAGUCCAGUGUUUAGGCAUGGUAUUUGUCACAAUGAUCUUCGCCAUGCUCGGGUUUCUCUCCCCUUCCAAUAGGGGUGGUUUGAUGACAGCCAUGCUUCUGCUCUGGGUCUUCAUGGGACUUUUUGCUGGUUACGCUUCUUCACGUCUCUACAAAAUGUUCAAAGGAACAGAGUGGAAGAGAAUCGCUUUCAGGACAGCCUUCUUGUUCCCUGCAGUUGUCUCAGCCAUCUUCUUUGUCCUAAACGCUCUCAUCUGGGGGCAGAAGUCAUCGGGUGCCGUCCCCUUCGGAACAAUGUUCGCCUUGAUCUUCCUCUGGUUUGGCAUCUCAGUUCCUCUUGUCUUUGUCGGCGCUUACCUCGGUUUCAAGAAACCAGCGGUUGAUGACCCAGUGAAAACCAACAAAAUCCCAAGGCAAAUCCCAGAGCAAGCUUGGUACAUGAACCCGGUUUUCUCAAUCCUCAUUGGAGGAAUCCUACCUUUCGGUGCAGUAUUCAUCGAGCUCUUCUUCAUCCUCACAUCCAUCUGGCUCAACCAGUUCUACUACAUCUUUGGGUUCCUCUUCCUCGUCUUUGUAAUCCUCAUCGUCACUUGCGCCGAGAUAACAGUAGUACUUUGCUACUUCCAGCUCUGCAGUGAGGACUACCUUUGGUGGUGGAGAUCUUACCUAACAUCAGGAUCAUCAGCUCUGUAUCUAUUCCUCUACGCGACGUUCUACUUCUUCACAAAGCUUCAGAUCACAAAACUGGUGUCAGCGAUGUUAUACUUUGGGUACAUGCUCAUUGCGUCAUAUGCAUUUUUUGUGCUGACAGGAACAAUAGGGUUUUAUGCUUGUCUGUGGUUCACAAGGCUCAUCUAUUCCUCGGUUAAGAUCGAUUAGAGGAUGCGGUGGUGGUGAAGGAAACGUUUCUUUUAUAAAAUGGGUUUUGUUGCAUUUUUUUAGGUCUAUUCUUGUUGCAGAACAAAAGAGUUUUAUUAUAUGUUAACGAUAUAAUAUUUGUAUUUUUGUUUGAUUUGUCUAAUAACACACUUUUUGAGAAUGUUUCCAUGACAUUUGUAGCAAGAAUAUGUGAUUCAU